UACUUCUAUGAGUUCCUGUCUUUGCGCUCUUUGGAUAAAGGCAUAAUGGCUGAUCCAACUAUAAAUAUUCCUCUGCUUGGAACAGUUCCUCAUAAAGCAUCAGUUGUUCAGGUUGGAUUUCCUUGCCUUGGAAAACAAGAUGGGGUGGCUGCAUUUGAAGUGAACGUGAUCAUAAUGAAUUCAGAAGGCAAUAUUAUUCUCCAGACCCCUCAGAAUGCCAUCUUCUUUAAAACCUGUCAGCAAGCGGAGUGUCCAGGAGGAUGCAGAAACGGAGGGUUUUGCAACGAAAGACGUGUCUGUGAAUGUCCAGAUGGAUUCUAUGGGCCUCACUGUGAGAAAGCACUGUGUGCUCCUCGCUGCAUGAAUGGUGGGCUCUGCAUUACACCUGGACUCUGCAUCUGCCCCCCGGGCUUCUACGGCAUCAACUGCGACAAAGCAAACUGUACAACAACCUGUUUCAAUGGAGGAACAUGUUUCUAUCUGGGAAAAUGCAUUUGUCCUUCGGGCUAUGAAGGAGACCAGUGUGAAAUUAGUAAAUGUCAUCAGCCCUGUCGAAAUGGAGGCAAAUGUACUGGUAAGAAUAAAUGCAAGUGCUCCAAAGGCUACCAGGGAGACCUGUGUUCAAAGCCUGUCUGCGAACCCGGCUGCGGCCCCUAUGGCACCUGUGCUGAGCCCAGCAAAUGCCAGUGCAAAGAGGGCUGGCAUGGGAGACACUGCAACAAAAGGUACGGAGCCAGUGGUCUGAGUGCCCUGAGGCCAGCAGGCAGCAAGCAGAGGCAGCACACGCCUUCCCCCAAGAGGGCCGAGGAGAGGCCUGUUCCACCCGAAUCAAAUUAUAUCUGGUGAGCUCCAACAUCUGAAACAGUUCGUGUUACAGAAAGUUCAUAGCCUUCAUUAACCUCUCAUGGAUUGAAUGUUAAGACGCUGUUCGUUACAGUUGAGAUCACCAGCUGGAAUGUUAUUAGCUUCAUUAUAAACCACUGAGCUGAUAUUUACUGGUCCUUUUAAGUUUUAUAAAUACUCCUAUAGCAUGGUUAUAUAAGCUUCUUUCAGUGCUUUGGAUGGUGUUUUGUACUCCAGUUAUGUUUAAAUUUCCUUUUUUGUUUAUAUAGCUGCAAAUAUUUUCCAAAAAUUAAGUAACAAUAUUCAAGCAGAAAACCUUGUAGAUGCUAACCUGAAUCAUUUCAGACUACAGAUUUAAUUUGCCUAAGACAAAAGAAAGGUGUCUUUUACAUUUUUGCUGUUGUGUAUUUAGACUUUCCCCUAUGAAAAAUAAAUAAAAUAAAUAAUUUACCUAAUUUAAGAACUAGAUAACCCAACUAAAUGUUACUUUUGGCUUUACAAUUUUGAAAACUACUGUGUAUUAAAAAUACACUAUGGUGGUUACAUUUAAGCAACAUAAUAUAUUGUAAACAAAGGUAGAACUGUAAUGUAUGAUCUUUCCGCAUCAGCUUGAAGCAAUAUAAUAUAUUGUAAACAAAACAGCUCUUAUGUAAUAAACUUUUUAUACUGAGGUUAUGUAUAAAAUAAAGAUGUUGCUUUAGUUUUUUGA
This is a messenger RNA of Chaetura pelagica (chimney swift), 1552 nucleotides long. It is a transcript of the gene WIF1, whose product is annotated as WNT inhibitory factor 1. The transcript has 8 exons. Bases 46 to 846 code for a protein of 266 amino acids. Gene Ontology annotation, biological process: anatomical structure development. The record is from RefSeq and is a predicted model, not a curated record. Gene Ontology annotation, cellular component: extracellular region; cell surface. NCBI's taxonomy places the organism in Eukaryota, Metazoa, Chordata, Aves, Apodiformes, Apodidae. Gene Ontology annotation, molecular function: signaling receptor binding.